Adineta steineri is the source of this 594-nucleotide messenger RNA. The record is from the annotation of a GenBank genome assembly. NCBI's taxonomy places the organism in Eukaryota, Metazoa, Rotifera, Eurotatoria, Adinetida, Adinetidae.
AUGGCUGCUUCUCUUAAUCGUCCCUCAGCAAAAUUAUGUCCAAAAACCAUCGAUCCUUUUUCAACUUCUCCAAAUAAAUCUCCAUUUUUAAAUGCAUUCUCAUCCGGACGUAUUCCUUGUCGUCUUGUACAUGGUUCAGUAAAAAAUCGUUUAGCAUGGAAUACAUCAAUUGAUGAUCUUAAUUAUGAUCCUGUCGUUGUUUUAUUAGCUGAAGGUUUACGUGAAACAGCACAUCCAUUGCCAUUUAUUAGUCGACAAGGUUUUACUGAACUUAUGUCAAAUGUCAAUGCCGCACCAAAAGUUAUACCACUUUUACCUAAUUUAAUUAAUCCAAUUAAAUUAGCAUUAAGCUCAAAUAAUGAUGAAAUUUUCGAAGGUGCUUUAACUGCAUUAACACAAUUAAGUACAGUUGUUAAAAGUGAAUUAGAUAAAUAUUUAAAAACUUAUUUAAGUAUUCUAGCAAAACAUAUGUCGAAUCGUAAACAUCGAGAUAUGGUGAAUAAUGCAUUGAAUGUUUUUGAAGAAAACGGUGACAAAGAUAUUUUGAUAAUCAUUAAAUCAAAGAUACCAACAUAUUGUAGUAUACAUAUGUAA